Fomitopsis serialis is the source of this 1289-nucleotide messenger RNA. RefSeq lists its product as uncharacterized. Bases 19 to 1191 code for a protein of 390 amino acids. NCBI's taxonomy places the organism in Eukaryota, Fungi, Basidiomycota, Agaricomycetes, Polyporales, Fomitopsidaceae. Gene Ontology annotation, cellular component: intracellular anatomical structure. The record is from RefSeq and is a predicted model, not a curated record. The transcript has 13 exons. Gene Ontology annotation, molecular function: FMN binding; NADP binding; NADPH dehydrogenase activity.
GUGCCCUGGCUGCGCGAGAUGCAUCUUCGUUCCUUCCCUUUGCCGCCAAGUCGCUAUACCCUGAGCCGCCCCAGAUUCUAUAAGUUGCACGCGAAGCCAGCGAUCUCCAUCCCCAACUCCAGACAGUUGACGCAGUCCAGUUCUCCCAACAUGCCAGCCUAUCAAGUUGCCCCCGGAGCGGACCAAUUCUAUCCUCUCAAUAAGCCAACCAUUGGCACUGCCUAUCCAGAGUGUCUAUCCGCAGAAUGCACAGCUGCCUCUUCUCUUCCACCCUUGACUAUCAGGGGAGUGUCGUUCAAGAACAGGAUAUUCGUCUCCCCCAUGUGCCAGUACAGUUCGAAAGAUGGCUAUGCGACCGACUGGCACCUUGGCUUUGCAACUCGUGGUGCCGGCGCCAUCUGCAUGGAGGCGACGUCCGUCGUUCCCGAAGGUCGUAUCUCUCCGGAGGACGCUGGCCUGUGGGAGGACGGACAAAUUGAGCCGCUCAAGCGCAUCGUCAACUUCGCCCAUGCGCACGGCACACUCAUCGAGGGUGGCUGGCCUAACAAAGUUUACGGCCCAUCCGAGCUCAAGUUUGCGGAUACAUUCCCCCUCCCCAAGGAGAUGGACGAAGCUCACAUCCAGUACGUCGAGGACUCGUGGAUCAAGGCCGUGGAACGCUGCAAGACGAUCGGAUUUGACUUCAUAGAGAUCCACGCAGCACACGGAUACCUGUUGCAUGAAUUCGUCUCCCCGCUCUCCAACGUGCGUACCGACAUCUACGGUGGGCAACCUCUGGAAACCGCCUGCGCUUCCCCCUACGCCUCAUCUCGCCCCCUCUUCGUGCGCGUGAGCGCCACCGACUGGGCGGAGGGGCCUGAGAAGGGCGAGGAUGGGCAGUGGAAGCAGUGGGGCAUCGAGCAGACCAAGAUUUACGUCGGGAGAUGGAGAAGCUCGGCCACGGGCGGUAACUGGGCGGACCAGAAGAUCCCGGGAGGACCAGGAUACCAGGUCACUAAGAAGGCCUACCCUAAUCUGCCUCCGGAGCAGGCUGAGGGCAUCCUCAAGGAUGGCAAGGCCGACGUCAUCUUCCUCGCCCGUGCGCUCAUGAGGGACCCGCACUGGCCAAUAGCGGCUGCGGCAAAGUUGGGCGUCGCGGUCAAGCCGGCCUCCAAGAUGCUCAGUCACACCGUCGUGAACUCGAAGAAGUAGUUAGCUCACAAAGAUUUGGUUAUGUCGGAAGGCCGGGAGAUUAAAUGCAACCAGGAUGUACUCGUAGAUGUUGAUGUAUGAUCCCCGCACAGGGACAA